AUGGCGGUGUUCUCCUUUUCUUCUUCCUUUUAUGAGCAUGACGAUCAUUUGGUUCACGUGUGGCCUCGCCACCCAACGGUGGCAGUGAUCAUCUACUAUGUUUACCUCCUGUUGCCGAUCUGCUUGUUUGGGCAUCAACUUACCCCCAACGGCGGCAAUCUUGUAAUUUGUUUCAGACGACUCAGCUCAAAUAUUGACGAGUGCAAAGAUCCAAAGUAUAAUCCUUGCAAGGGAAUAACAAAAUGUGUGAAUGCUUCGGGAUCACAUAAAUGUGUAGCUGAUGCAAAAUGGAUAGUAUUAUUGUGCGUAGGUGGGGCUAUUGGAGUAUUGCUAAUAGGCUUUGGUGCUUGGAAGUUGUACAAGCUUAUAAAGAAAAGGAGGAGCAUUGAACUCAAAAAACAGUUUUUUAAACGGAAUGGUGGCUUGCUGUUACAACAACAAAUAACUUCAAGCAAUGGCAGUGUUCAGAAAACAAAAAUAUUUACAUCAAAAGAGUUGGAAAAGGCCACUGAUCGUUUCAAUCAAAACAGAAUACUUGGUCAAGGUGGUCAAGGCACAGUGUACAAGGGAAUGCUAGAUGAUGGAAGAAUUGUUGCUGUCAAAAUGUCCAAAUUAGUUGAUGAGGAAAACCUACAAGAAUUUAUCAAUGAAGUUGUGAUUCUUUCUCAAAUCAAUCACAGGAAUGUUGUUAGGCUGUUGGGAUGUUGCUUGGAAACUGAAGUUCCUCUGCUAGUCUAUGAAUUCAUACCCAAUGGAUCUCUUUUCGAAUACCUCCAUGACCCAAAUGUUGAGACUUCAUUGCCAUGGGAAAUGAGAGUACGGAUUGCUGGUGAAAUUGCAGGGGCUCUUGCAUAUUUGCACUCAGCAGCUUCUAUUCCAGUUUACCAUCGUGACAUCAAGUCCACUAAUAUACUAUUGGAUGAGAAACACAGGGCAAAAGUUUCAGAUUUUGGAACUUCAAGGUCAAUCGCCAUUGAUCAAACUCAUUUGACAACUCAUGUGCACGGCACUUUUGGUUAUUUAGAUCCAGAGUAUUUUCAGUCUAGCCAAUUUACAGAUAAGAGUGAUGUUUACAGCUUUGGAGUGGUUCUGGUAGAGCUUUUAAGCGGCAAAAAGCCGAUUUGCUCAAGUAGCUCGCAAGAAACCAUGAGUUUGGCUACAUAUUUUAUUUAUUUGAUGGAAGAGAAUAGACUUUUUGACAUUGUUGAUAUUCGUAUUACGGAGGAUUGCCAUAAAGAAGAAAUUGCUGCAGUAGCUAAUCUAGCACUAAGAUGCUUAAAUUUGAAUGGAAAGAAACGACCUGCAAUGGUGGAAGUUGCGAUAGAAUUGAAAAGGAUUCGAGCAUCACCAAAUACUGAGUUGAAUGUUCAGCGAAUCACUGAAGAUGCUGAAGAGGUUGCUGAAGUAAUAAUGUUGGUCAUGGAUGAUGUUCCUACUUCAGUUACUAAUGGUGAUCUUAAUAGUGUUGAAGAACCAUUGGUUGCUGGCACAACUUGA
This is a messenger RNA of Manihot esculenta (cassava), 1497 nucleotides long. Its product is annotated as wall-associated receptor kinase-like 9. The transcript has 3 exons. Gene Ontology annotation, biological process: protein phosphorylation; cell surface receptor signaling pathway. NCBI's taxonomy places the organism in Eukaryota, Viridiplantae, Streptophyta, Magnoliopsida, Malpighiales, Euphorbiaceae. The record is from RefSeq and is a predicted model, not a curated record. Gene Ontology annotation, cellular component: plasma membrane. Gene Ontology annotation, molecular function: protein serine/threonine kinase activity; ATP binding. The coding region runs from base 1 to 1497 and encodes 498 amino acids.